This is a messenger RNA of Diachasma alloeum, 1340 nucleotides long. It is a transcript of the gene Hpd, whose product is annotated as 4-hydroxyphenylpyruvate dioxygenase. Gene Ontology annotation, cellular component: Golgi membrane; endoplasmic reticulum membrane. NCBI's taxonomy places the organism in Eukaryota, Metazoa, Arthropoda, Insecta, Hymenoptera, Braconidae. Gene Ontology annotation, molecular function: 4-hydroxyphenylpyruvate dioxygenase activity. The transcript is spliced from 5 exons. Gene Ontology annotation, biological process: L-tyrosine catabolic process. The coding region runs from base 51 to 1193 and encodes 380 amino acids. The record is from RefSeq and is a predicted model, not a curated record.
UAUCGUCCGGAAUCUAUCGCUUUCAGUUUGAGUUUACAGUUUUUUUUGGAAUGACCACCUACACCGACAAGGGUCCGAAGCCCCUCGCCGGGCAGUUCCUGGCGUUCGACCACCUGAAGCUCUGGGUCGGGAACGCCAAGCAGGCUGCUGGCUACUACGUCGCUCGAUUCGGUUUCGAGCCCCUGGGGUACCAGGGACUGGAGACAGGCUCUCGUAAGAUCGCUUCGCACGCAGUAAAGCAGAACAAGAUUGUUUUCGUCUUCGAGUCUGCUUAUGAGCCCAAUGACAAGCUGAUGGCCGAUCAUCUCGCCCGACAUGGGGAUGGCGUUCGAGACAUCGCUUUCAGCGUUGUGGACAUCGAUGCAAUCGUCAAAGUGGCUAAGGCCCGAGGGGCCAAAGUGGUCAGAGAUAUUUGGGAGGAGAAGGACGAGAACGGAGUCGUGAGGAUGGCCACUCUCCAGACGUUUGGAGAUACCCUGCAUACUCUGGUGGACAGAACCAACUACAGUGGAAAAUUCCUGCCAGGAUACGUCGACUCUCCCGCAGAUCCAAUCACUCGUUUACUGCCAGACCCGAAAUUAAAAUUCAUCGAUCACUGCGUCGGGAAUCAGCCAGACCAGCAAAUGGAACCAGUUGCCAAGUGGUACGAGCAGAACCUCCAGUUCCACAGGUUCUGGUCAGUCGAUGAUACCCAACUACACACGGAAUACUCAGCCCUCCGAUCCAUAGUGAUGACCAACUACGAGGAGACUGUAAAGAUCCCGAUAAAUGAGCCCGCCCCAGGGAAGAAACGAUCUCAGAUCCAGGAGUUUGUCGAGUAUUAUGGGGGCUCUGGGAUUCAGCACAUUGCGUUGAACACUGAUGACAUCAUCGAAGCUGUCGGGAACCUGAGGACCAGGGGGAUGGAGUUCCUCCAGGUCCCCGAUAGCUACUAUGACAUGCUGCGGAAGAGGCUCAAGACCAGCGGAACCAAGAUACUCGAGGAUAUUUCCGUUCUCCAGAAGCUCAAGAUUCUCAUUGAUUACGAUGAGAACGGGUAUCUCCUGCAGAUUUUCACGAAGAAUGUGCAGGACAGACCCACUUUGUUCAUCGAGAUCAUUCAACGGAGGAAUCAUAACGGAUUCGGUGCUGGUAAUUUCCAGGCUCUCUUUGAGGCCAUCGAAAUCGAACAGGCAAAGCGUGGAAAUUUGUAACAAAAAAAAUAUCACCUCCAACUUACAUAAAUCGAAAAAAAAGCUGAUGAUUAAUUAAUAAAUGUUUUAUUCUUACGGCAUUAGAAGCAUUAUUUUUCCUGUAUAAAAAUUUGAUCUGGAUAAAAUGAUACGCAAAGACGACAGGGA